GAAGGAGCUCACAGUAAUUCAUAAUGAAGUACCUAGCCGCCUACGCGCUGGUCUCGCUUUCCGGCAAGACACCCUCUCAGAGCGAUGUAGAGGCAGUCCUCAAGGCUGCUGGUGUGGCAGUUGACUCUUCGCGUAUUCGUUCCCUCUUCAAGGAGCUCGAGGGAAAGAGCUUCGAUGAGUUGUGCAUGGAGGGGAAGAGCAAGCUCGGUGCCGGUGGCGCUGCUGCACCUGUCUCUGGAGGUGCUGCCGCUGCGGCUUCUGGAGCUGCCCCUGCCGCUGCUGUCCCUGAGGCGGACAACAAUAAGGCUCAGCCCGUGGACGAUGACGAAGACGACAUGGACUUUGGUCUCUUCGACUAAGCCAAAAGAGGUAUCAAUGUCCUAACAUGAUUUUUGUGAGCCAAGCUUCUGUUAUGUUUUGUUCAAUAAAAUGAUUUCUUAUAAAUAUAUAUAAUAA
Phytomonas sp. EM1 is the source of this 456-nucleotide messenger RNA. The record is from the annotation of a GenBank genome assembly. NCBI's taxonomy places the organism in Eukaryota, Euglenozoa, Kinetoplastea, Trypanosomatida, Trypanosomatidae.